UGUUGGUAAUGCACCAAUUCCCCUAAUGUUUUUGCACGAUCAGUAAACCAAGGGAACUUUUUUCUGUGUGGAGUCCAUUUCCCAUGCCUCAAGAGUCCAGGUUUGCAUCUUUCUGCCCAGACUCCUUGUCAAUGUAGCAAAUGCUCCCUCCCAGCCAGAGGAGGCAGCUCCGUCCCUGAGCACAACAAAGUACAAGCGUUGCUGACUACGUGUGGCCCAGGACUGUUUGUUUUGCACAGGGAUUAGUCAGGCCCUUUGGGACCGCCUUCAGUUGCACCUUGGGCUGCCUAUAUUAGUCAUUCGCAGGCAGGAAGAAUUUUCUUUUACUGCUCUAGCUCCUCCGGCAAACUUCGCUGAAGCUCGGGUAGCUGAGACAUGAAUAAGCAAGAGUACGCCGUACUUGUGAAAAUGAUGCCGGAAUUCCAGAAAAGCACAGUUCACAUCAAGAACCCAGCCAAAGUGGAAGAGAUCCUCUGUGGCCUGAUUAAAGGAGGGGCUGCCAAACUCCAGAUAAUUACAGACUUUGAUAUGACAUUAAGCAGAUUUUCCUACAAUGGAAAAAGAUGCCCAACAUCUCAUAAUAUCAUUGACAAUUGUAAACUGGUUACAGAUGAAUGUCGAAAGAAGUUAUUACAACUAAGGGAAAAAUACUAUGCCAUUGAAAUCGAUCCAGUCCUAACAAUAGAAGAGAAAUACCCUUACAUGGUAGAAUGGUACACAAAGUCGCACACUUUGCUGGUGGAGCAGGCGCUACAGAAGAGCAAGCUGCAGGGAGUCGUGGAAGAAUCCGAUGUGAUGCUCAAGGAAGGCUAUGAACAUUUCUUUGACAAACUCAAAGAACAUAACAUCCCCGUGUUCAUAUUUUCUGCCGGUAUUGGAGAUGUCCUGGAAGAGGUGAUCUGCCAGGCCGGGGUCUAUCAUAACAACAUCAAAGUCGUGUCCAACUUUAUGGAUUUUGAUGACAAUGGGGUGAUUAAAGGAUUUAAGGGAGAGUUGAUUCAUGUGUUCAACAAGCAUGAUGGUGCCCUGAGAAACACACAGUACUUUAAGCAGCUGAAAGACAACAGUAACAUCAUCCUGCUAGGAGAUUCUCUGGGAGACUUGAGGAUGGCAGACGGUGUGGCCAACGUGGACAACAUUCUGAAAAUCGGUUAUCUCAAUGACCGUGUGGAUGAACUCUUAGAAAAAUACACGGACUCUUAUGAUAUCGUCCUAGUGAAAGAGGAAUCCCUGGCAUUGGUCAGCUCCAUCCUCCAGAAGAUCCUCUGAGCAAGUGGCAGGCAGGGAGCCUUCCUCCCUGAGGACGCUGGUGGCCUCGCUCCUCGCUGUCCUCCGGCCUGGGAGGCUCAGCUUCCCAUAGCUUGGCUGCCCUCUGAUCAUAUUCCAAAUAACAUAGCGACUCCAUCAAGGGGAUGCUUUGAAAUAAAAGUCUUUUCACCUUUCGCCACACUCCCAGCCACAGAUUGCAAGAACUCACAAAAAGACGCAAGCCCCGGGAAAGCCAGAUUGCAGAAACAACUGCCUCCUUGCCCUCCCUCUCCAGAAGUGGAUUGCAUUUUCAUUUUAUCAUGGAUGUUUUAAGGAA
Messenger RNA from Phascolarctos cinereus (koala), 1585 nucleotides. RefSeq names its product 5'-nucleotidase, cytosolic IIIA (gene NT5C3A). NCBI's taxonomy places the organism in Eukaryota, Metazoa, Chordata, Mammalia, Diprotodontia, Phascolarctidae. Gene Ontology annotation, molecular function: magnesium ion binding; 5'-nucleotidase activity. Gene Ontology annotation, cellular component: cytoplasm. The record is from RefSeq and is a predicted model, not a curated record.